GAUCGGUUGAUGUAUGAGGGAUCUUUCAGCUAAUGUGUAACUCUGAAGAAACCACAGAAAGCAUAACUGCAGUUUAUCUUUUUUUGGGUGGAAAGCUCCUACACAUUAUUGCCAUCAGAGACAUGGAUUGUAUAAUAUGGUAUGCAUUUCAAUUCCAAAUUCAAGAUACAGAGCUUGUCUUUUUUACCUUUUCUGACUUGAGAUUCCAUUGGUUUAUAUAUAAUCUCGAGUUUGGGACAUAUUCUGAGUUGCAAUUUCUGUUGAGAGAAAACGAAGAAGAGGUCAGGUCAGAGGUUGACCUUUUUUCCUAUAGUGGAAUUCCACGUAGAUUAUGUUCUCUUCUUCUCCUUCCUGGUUAUUUUCCUACUUGCCAUGUAUUUCCUUCCUUCAACCUAUUAUCAUUGAUUAUGCAAGUGUGUUUGCAUUUUAAGAGUCAUACCCAGUAGAUCACCACAUUUAGCCGAGGCUAUCAGGAUAGAGUUAUCAGUUGGUUCAUCUUCGUUCUGAGUAUUGAGAAUCUGCUUCUCUCUAAUGUAAAUUUGUGCAAACGAUAAUGGUUGGAUCUGCCAUGAACUCCAGUGGCUGGCGUAAUCCACUCAGUAUCUGCAGUAUACAUCUCACCCUUUUUUGUAACUACUUAGUGUGAGGCUUAGCCAGGGUUUUUA
Messenger RNA from Linum tenue, 665 nucleotides. The record is from the annotation of a GenBank genome assembly. NCBI's taxonomy places the organism in Eukaryota, Viridiplantae, Streptophyta, Magnoliopsida, Malpighiales, Linaceae.